Messenger RNA from Aspergillus alliaceus, 1194 nucleotides. RefSeq names its product dienelactone hydrolase family protein. The coding region runs from base 132 to 890 and encodes 252 amino acids. The transcript is spliced from 5 exons. The record is from RefSeq and is a predicted model, not a curated record. NCBI's taxonomy places the organism in Eukaryota, Fungi, Ascomycota, Eurotiomycetes, Eurotiales, Aspergillaceae. Gene Ontology annotation, molecular function: hydrolase activity.
UCUGAAUACACUGAACUUGACUAUCACAAAGUCUUGAAAUCAAAUCGUUCUAUCUCAAUUCAUUGUUCCUCCUCUCGUCGGUUAAAACCCCGCCCUCCACGUUUCGCCCAAUUCAUUGCUCCUCUGCCGCCAUGUCGGGUGUUAGCAAGGCCUGCUGCUCUAUCCCCCCCAUUGUCCCAAAGAACUAUCAAGCCAAGGGCGAAUACAAGACCCUCAAUGGCCUCAAGACAUACGUAACUGGCCCCGAAAACGCCUCCAAGGCCAUCCUGGUCAUCUACGACAUCUUUGGCUUCUUCGACCAAACCAUCCAAGGAGCCGACAUACUCGCCACCGCCAACUCCCAAAAAUACCGCGUCUUCAUGCCCGACUUCUUCGAAGGCCAGCCAGCCGACAUCACCUGGUUCCCCCCCAAAACAGACGACCACAAGCAAAAGCUAGGCAACUUCUUCCAAACCAAGGCCGCGCCCCCCACCACCCUCUCCAAGAUCCCCGACGUGGUGGCCGAGGCCAACAAGCUCGCACCGGCCGGCGGUAAGUUCGACUCCUGGUCCAUCUUGGGCUACUGCUGGGGCGGCAAGAUCACGGCUCUGGCCACGGGUAAGGAGAAUCAGAUCUUUAAGGCCGCUGUGCAGUGUCAUCCGGCCAUGCUGGAUCCGAAUGAUGCCAAGGGGGUUACGGUCCCCAUGGCGGUUUUGGCGUCCAAGGAUGAGAAGCCCGAGGAUGUGAGGGAUUUUGGGGCGAACUUGAAGAUGGAGCAUUAUGUGGAGACUUUUGCGAGUCAGAUUCAUGGGUGGAUGGCUGCACGGUCGGAUUUGGAGGAUGAGGGGGUGAGGAAGGAGUACGAGAGGGGGUAUAGGGUUGCUUUGGAUUUUUUGCAUAAGCAUGCUUAGUUAAGUGGUGAUGAGGUGGUUUUGUCUCGUGGAUAUGGAAGGAAGUGGAGAAUGGAUGGUGUAUAUGGUUUAUUCUUUCGUAUGAUAUCGGGCUCUGUCCAUUGGUGUGAUAUACGUACGGUCUGGCUACCCAGCUUUAAUACCGCAAUAUAUGGCGGUCGAUAGGCUGGCGUAAUGGUAGAAUGUCACCGAGGUAGCGGUUGGGUUAAGGAAAGUUAAUUCUUCUGAAACCUACAGUAUUAAAAACCCGAUUGCUGGUAUAUAUAUUGCUUCUAAGACACUCACCAAAGAAAGUCUAGAGUUG